This is a messenger RNA of Peromyscus eremicus (cactus mouse), 936 nucleotides long. Its product is annotated as olfactory receptor 2AE1-like. The record is from RefSeq and is a predicted model, not a curated record. The transcript has a single exon. Gene Ontology annotation, biological process: G protein-coupled receptor signaling pathway. The coding region runs from base 1 to 936 and encodes 311 amino acids. Gene Ontology annotation, cellular component: membrane. Gene Ontology annotation, molecular function: G protein-coupled receptor activity; olfactory receptor activity. NCBI's taxonomy places the organism in Eukaryota, Metazoa, Chordata, Mammalia, Rodentia, Cricetidae.
AUGUGGAGGUGGAACCAGACCUCUCUGGAGGACUUCAUCCUUCAAGGGCUCUUUGAUGACUCCUUCAACCACUUUUGUCUUUUCCUCCUCAUCAUGCUGGUCUUCCUUACAGCAGUGAGUGGCAACAGCCUCACCAUCCUCCUCAUCUGCGCUGAUCCCCGUCUUCACACACCGAUGUACUUCCUGCUCAGCCAGCUGUCCCUCAUGGAUCUGAUGCACGUCUUCACAACCAUUCCCAAGAUGGCUAGCAACUACCUGUCAGGCAAGAAGUCCAUCUCGUUUGUAGGCUGUGCCACCCAGCACUUCCUGUACCUGUCUCUGGGUGGUGCAGAGUGUCUCCUGCUGGCCCUCAUGUCCUAUGACCGCUAUGUUGCCAUCUGCCACCCCUUGAGGUACACUGUGCUCAUGAGCAGAAGAGUGGGAGUGAUGAUGGCUGUCGCAUCAUGGCUGAGUGCAUCUGUGAACUCCCUAAUCCACACAUCCAUCUUGAUGAGCUUCCCUUUUUGUGGUUCGAGAAUCAUCCACCAUUUCUACUGUGAAUUUCCAGCUGUUUUGAAGUUGGUGUGUGGGGACAUCACUGUGUAUGAGAACACAGUCUAUAUCAGCAGCAUUAUACUUCUUCUCCUUCCCAUCAUCCUUGUCUCUACAUCCUACGGAUUCAUUCUCCACAGUGUCAUUCAGAUGCGUUCAGCUGGGAGUAAGAGAAAUGCUUUUGCUACAUGUAGCUCACAUCUCCUUGUGGUUUCCCUUUGGUUUGGUGCCUGCAUAUUCUCCUAUAUGAGGCCCAGGUCCCAGCGCACUCCAUUGCAAGACAAAGUUGGUUCUGUUUUCUAUAGCAUCAUUACUCCAACUCUGAAUCCUCUUAUUUAUACUCUGAGGAAUAAGGAUGUUGCUAAGGGUCUGAAGAAAGUGUUGAGGAGAGAUAUUCUCAUCUAG